Molecule: messenger RNA, 727 nt
Organism: Halteromyces radiatus
Lineage: Eukaryota; Fungi; Mucoromycota; Mucoromycetes; Mucorales; Cunninghamellaceae
Product: thioredoxin-like protein
Exons: 3
Coding region: 35-691 (218 amino acids)
Molecular function (GO): oxidoreductase activity
Source: RefSeq, a predicted model, not a curated record
GAUCAUUCUUUCAGACUAUACAUUUUUUGAUAAUAUGGCAGGAAAAAAUAUUUUAAUCAAGGUUACUAGUGACACUCAUUGCCCAUGGUGUUUUAUUGGUAAACGACGAUUGGAAAAAGCGAUAGAGAUAUUCAAGACAACUCAUCCAGGAACUACAUUUGAAGUGACAUGGUUCCCUUUUCAACUUGAACCCCAGUUAUCACGAGAACCUAUUCGCAAGCAAGAAUUUUUCCCUCGUAAAUUUGGAGCUGUUCGAUUUCAACAAAUGACAACUAUGACCAAGGCUGUAGGCCAACCCUUAGGCAUUCAAUUUAGCUAUGAAGGAGUUGUGAGCAACUCGUUAGAUUCUCAUCGUUUGAUUCAUUGGUCUAAACAAUUCAACAACAACAAGCAAAAUCAAGUGGUAGAAGAACUAUUCAAACUCUACUUUGAACAAGAUCAAGAUUUGUGUGACUUUAAUGCUUUGGCAGACGCCGCUGAACGUGCUGGUUUGGAUCGCAGCAAAACCCUUGCUUUCUUAUCUUCAGGCGAUGAUACGAAUGUAGUCAAACAACUUAUAUUGGAUGGUCAACGACAUGGUGUCAAUAGUGUCCCUCAUAUUGAAAUCAAUGACAAGUAUACACUUUCUGGUGCUCAAGACCCUGAAACAUUUAUCCAAGUAUUUGAAAAAGUAGUCUUAGAAUCACAGUAAUUACAUAAUUUAGAGAUAUAAAUAAAAAUUUACUAU